GACUGGCCACGGACGUGCAGACGGUUGCCCAGAGACUGAAGUUCAGGCUGAAUCUCUAUGAGCUGAAGGAAGGAAGGCAGAUCAAACCCCAGACUUUUAUGAGCAUGGUUUCCAAUCUGCUCUAUGAGAGACGGUUUGGACCUUACUACACAGAACCAGUCAUUGCUGGGCUGGACCCCAUAACACACGAACCUUUCAUCUGCUCUCUAGACCUGAUCGGCUGCCCGAUGAUCACCGAUGACUUUGUGGUCAGCGGCACCUGCUCUGACCAGAUGUACGGCAUGUGCGAGUCCCUCUGGGAGCCCGACAUGGAACCCGAUCACCUCUUCGAAACAAUCUCGCAGGCCAUGCUGAACGCAGUGGACAGAGAUGCCAUAUCUGGAAUGGGCGUGGUAGUACACAUAAUUGAAAAAGACAAGAUCACCACCAGGACCCUGAAAGCUCGCAUGGACUAACCCAGCGCAUCUGCUCGUGUGUUUCACAUCCCGCUCUGCUUGGAACUUUUUUAAAUAAAACUCUGUAUUGUAGU
Balearica regulorum gibbericeps (East African grey crowned-crane) is the source of this 529-nucleotide messenger RNA. NCBI's taxonomy places the organism in Eukaryota, Metazoa, Chordata, Aves, Gruiformes, Gruidae. The record is from RefSeq and is a predicted model, not a curated record.